Messenger RNA from Benincasa hispida (wax gourd), 1561 nucleotides. RefSeq names its product pectin methylesterase 31 (gene PME31). Lineage: Eukaryota; Viridiplantae; Streptophyta; Magnoliopsida; Cucurbitales; Cucurbitaceae. Gene Ontology annotation, molecular function: pectinesterase activity. The record is from RefSeq and is a predicted model, not a curated record. Gene Ontology annotation, biological process: pectin catabolic process; cell wall modification.
ACUUCGUAAUCUCGCCCAAUGCCACCUCAAUGAAAGCAGAACAUGAAAAAAAAAAUAAAAUAAUGGAAAAAAAAAAGUUGCAGCUGUGCCGAUGAUCAUGAAAUGUAAUGGAUCCGAUGUCAUUGGGUGUUCUCCCAUUCCUUUCCGUUUUAUUACUACAUUUGGUUUGAUCUUCGUCUUCAACCCGUUUCCCAACAACCAACCGGCACGAGCUUCGAGAAGAGGGUUUCAUGGCGGCCCCGCCCAGGUUGCUCACAGUGGCGCACGACGGCUGUGCAGAUUUCCGCACUGUUCAGGAAGCAAUAGACGCGGUUCCAUUCAGCAAUACUUGCCGCACUAUAAUCCGUGUGUCUCCUGGGAUUUACAGGCAGCCUCUGUAUGUUCCCAAGACCAAGAAUUUCAUCACUUUCGCCGGUUUGAACCCUGAGACUACUAUUCUCACUUGGGACAAUACUGCCACCAAAAUUAGCCACCACCAAGCUUCUCGUGUUAUUGGAACUGGGACUUUUGGUUGUGGGACUACAAUUGUGGAAGGAGAGGAUUUUAUUGCUGAGAAUAUCACGUUUGAGAAUUCUUCCCCUCAAGGUUCUGGGCAAGCUGUGGCUAUCAGAGUUACAGCAGAUCGUUGUGCCUUUUACAAUUGCAGGUUUCUCGGCUGGCAGGAUACUCUUUACCUACAUCAUGGAAGACAGUAUUUGAAGGAUUGCUAUAUUGAAGGAAGUGUGGACUUCAUAUUUGGCAACAGCACUGCUCUGUUGGAGCAUUGUCAUAUCCACUGCAAGUCGCAAGGCUUUAUUACUGCACAGAGCAGGAAAUCUUCUCAAGAGACGACAGGUUAUGUGUUCUUGAGGUGUGUGAUCACAGGCAGUGGCGAGACUUCGUAUGUUAAUCUCGGGCGACCAUGGGGACCGUUUGCAAGGGUGGUCUUUGCUUACACAUACAUGGAUGCAUGUAUCAAACCAACAGGCUGGGACAACUGGGGGAAAACUGAAAACGAGAGAACUGCUUGCUUCUACGAGUACAAGUGUUUUGGGCCAGGGAGUUGCUCAAUGAAACGGGUGUGUUGGGCAAGAGAAUUAGUAGAUGAAGAAGCUGAUGAGUUCAUUCUGCAUCGAUUUAUCGAUCCUGACAUCGAGAAGCCUUGGCUAUGCCUGAGGAUGGCACUGAGGCUUCCAUUUUCUGCUUGAGAAUGGGAUCAUGUUGAAGCUUUCAAAAUAAAAAUCAGAAAAAAUCUAAAGGUUUGGAAGUAAUCCACCAGUAGAAAAGUAGUCUCGAAAUCCUGAACAUUUUGUUGGUUGCUGGUGGCUUAGAGAAAGGAAAACCGAUACUAUAUGGUGGCAUAGGGUUUCCUUCUUCUAUCCACUAGUUUUUCACAGCACUAUAUUUAUCUUUAUUUAUAUUAUCAAAUUUGUAUUUUAAUCUCAGUGUUUAACAUGAAAUUUCAUUUUCAGUAUGGUUAAGUAUUUCUUGGAUAGAAAGUGAGCUUAAAUCAACUGUAUGUUUUUGACAACUAAGAAGACAUAGAAGACAUAGAAGACGUAUGUAUUAUGUGGUUCGAAUA